AUGAAGGAAGCUUCCAAUCAGCCCACCAAAUCGCAUGGCGACUUUCAUCGUUCGUCGAGAAGACCAAAUUCCAACCCGGUUCCCGUAAGCGGUGGCUCGCACGGUCCAGAACCUAGCCAAUCCAGCAAUGGCAACUCAAUUUCGCUCUCACACAGCGGCGCUCCCGGCGGCGGCGGGCCCGGUCCCGCGCCGGCUACUGAACCCGACAGUAGUAGUAGUGGCCAAACCGUCAAUACAUCGCAGACUGCACAAUCGGGGGUUGUCUUAGGAGGCAAUGAGAAGCAGGAUGUCAACAACAAAGAAAAGAAGCCCGUUAUGCAGCGUUUUUGGUUCACUACCAAGGCAAUCGUGCUCUCUUCCAAGAUCAAUGUGCUGCUCGUCUUCGUGCCAGUCGGCAUCGCCGUCGCCCAGAUUCACAGCAUGCCCCCGGCUGUCAUCUUUGCCAUGAACGCGGUCGCUAUCGUCCCGCUGGCCGGCCUUCUGAGCUUCGCCACCGAGUCAGUAGCCCAUAGACUCGGAGACUCGCUCGGUGCUCUGCUGAAUGUCACGUUUGGCAACGCAGUAGAACUGAUCAUUUUCAUUGCACUCGUCAAGGAUCAAAUUCGCAUUGUCCAGGCCUCGCUCCUUGGCUCCAUUUUGGCCAACCUGCUGCUGAUCCUGGGCAUGUCAUUCUUCCUUGGAGGCUUGCGGUACCGUGAGCAGACCGCUUUCCACGCCUCAUUCAGUGACAAUGCCCUUGCUGAUGAGCAGUCCCUCAAGGUCAGCCGCGGCACCAGCGUAUUGCUCUCACACGCGUACCUAUACGAGUCGACACCCCAGCACAUUAUCGACGAGGAGGCAACGCCCGGCCCUGCGGCCAAUUGGCUCGACUCCUCGAGCUCCGACAGUAGCUCCGAUAGUGAUUCGGAUUCGUCAGACUCGGACCACUCCCGAAACACCAUGUCGAGGCGGAUGAGGCGGGUAAUGCGCCGUCGCCGGAGAUCUAGUGUGGUCUCUUCGGAGACCGGCGAGCACAGUCCCGUUGUCGCCCGUACACCUCCGACAGACGAUCACAAGUCGGAAGAGCCUUCUUUUCGUCCACGGAUUCAUCAGAAAUCGAGCAGCGGCGCAAGUGAUGAAAUGGAAGACGACAGGUCCCAUCGCCAUGGAAAGCGCCACCGUCGCCGUCUGCCGAGACCACGAAGGCACCGCAGGCGCAAGCACCGGUCGCACAUGGCUGAAUCCCCCGAGCCCGUGGUCGAGGAGAACACCGAGGCCGAACGUUCGGGCGGCGAACCUCGGAGAGUAGAGUUCACUCCUGACACGGUCGACCCGCAAAACGCGACUGAGGAGCCACGAACCCGCAGCCCCUUCCGAGGCUUGCGCAGCAUGUCCUUCCGUCCUGUCGUCAGCAGUUUAGCACCGUCCGUCUUCACGCAGCCUCAAGAUACUAAUGCGAUGAACACCGUUACUGGUCCGGUCCCCCGCGUGCGCUACGGCAUCCGCAGAACCAACUCCCUUCCGGACCGCCUGAGCCAGCAUUACCGGCCCCCCGGUGCCAUGAUGCCCUCGCAGAUCCCGCUGGCUCACCCCCCUACAGUGGCCCUCUCCGAGGUGGAAAAUACCGGUCAAUUGUCGCGCACCGCAGCUGUCAUCCUGCUCCUCGUCUCGACCGCCCUGGUCGCCGUGUGCGCCGAGUUUAUGGUCGAUUCGAUUAACGGGCUCGUCGAGACAAGCAGCGUCAACGAGAUCUUCAUUGGCCUCAUCAUCCUACCCAUCGUGGGCAACGCGGCCGAGCAUGUCACAGCCAUCACGGUGGCCGUGAAGAACAAAAUGGAUCUUGCCAUCGGCGUCGCCGUCGGCAGCUCCAUCCAGAUCGCCCUGUUCAUCACGCCCUUGGUCGUCAUCAUUGGCUGGGGCUUGGACCGGCAGAUGACGCUCUAUUUCACCCUAUUCGAAACGGUUUGCCUGUUUGUCUCGGCCUUCAUCACCAACUUUCUGGUGCUCGACGGCAGGAGUAACUACCUUGAGGGUGCGUUGCUGAUGUCUACCUACGUCAUUAUCGCUGUGGUGGCCUUCUUCUACCCUAAACCCGAUGAGGCAUCCGUGUGGGGUGCUUAA
Messenger RNA from Chaetomium globosum CBS 148.51, 2100 nucleotides. RefSeq lists its product as uncharacterized. Lineage: Eukaryota; Fungi; Ascomycota; Sordariomycetes; Sordariales; Chaetomiaceae. Gene Ontology annotation, cellular component: fungal-type vacuole membrane. The record is from RefSeq and is a predicted model, not a curated record. Bases 1 to 2100 code for a protein of 699 amino acids. Gene Ontology annotation, biological process: calcium ion transmembrane transport; intracellular calcium ion homeostasis. The transcript is spliced from 4 exons. Gene Ontology annotation, molecular function: calcium:proton antiporter activity.